GACUGAUUGUUGAUUGAUCCUACGAAAUGGAAGAAGGCCUUGGAGUGGAACUGACGUCCCAGUGUCAAUACUAAAGCAAUCGAGAAGAUCUGACUCCUUUUUCCGGACACGAUCGACGCCUCGAUUCAUUGCGUGAGACGAAAAAAACGAUCGAAAACCCGGGUCAAAAUGCUUUUAGAAGAAGUGUUCAACAGUCUAAGCAAUCAGACCCAGGUCAGCAAUGAGAAUGUGUACCUGGACCCUUUGGGCAAGAUUGUGGUUUUCAUGGAGCCAGGAUUGGGCAUGGAGGACCCGGUUGGGAUCUUGAGUGUCCCUGAGGGGUUCAAUAUCUUCAAGUUGCUCAACUUGACUUCCUACCCUGAAGACAUUGAUGGAUGGCGAAUCGUGUUUAAGAAUGGAAGCUUCCGUUAUGAGAAGUUGGAUAGUGUGUUCCAGCAAGUUCGGGACAUCCAAUAUCACAUGGCCGUUCCCAGUUGGGUCUACUACUUCCUUUUGGCUCUCUACCUGCCAGUGGUCUCAAUGGGACUGGUCUUCAAUCUCACCACCAUCACGGUGAUCCUGUUCACGCGGAAGUUGCGCGUGGACCCUCGGAACUCGUUUAUUGUGGCCUUGGCCAUCUCGGAUCUUUUUCUUUGCAUCUUCACCUCGCCCUUAACUUUGUGGUACACUUUGGAAGGUCAUUGGCCUUUAGGUGGGAACACGGAGUACAUAUGCAAGUUCGUCAAAUCGGGUCAAGAUUUUCCCAUCUUCAUGUCUUCGUUUUGCAUUGGAGCCAUCGCUUGCGAUCGAUUCCGGUACAUUGUCCAGCCAUUAAAAUCACAGAUGACAGCCAACCAGGGCUUCUUGUACUCGUUCUUGUUGGUGAUUGUCAGCUCGUGCUUCGUCUCGCCAAUCUUUUUCAAGACUCGUAUGUGGCACUUUCCGGUUCUGAGGAAUACGUUCUUCUGCGAUAUCAACUGGGAAGGCGAAUCCCGAGUUCAAUACACCUUGGUCUCGAGUACCUUUCACUUUUUGCUCACCCUGAUUGUGGUGGUGUUCCUAUACUCUCUCAUCUACUACCGCCUUAAGAAAAGACCUCCCAGUCAGAACGAAGUGGCGAAUGCACGUCGGAGGCGAACCACCAUCUUGAUGGCCAGUAUCACGAUUACUUUCUUCUGCUGCUGGACCCCGUUGGUGGUCUAUUGCUUCAUCUAUGAUUUCUUCAGGGGCCUUUUGCCAGAACGCGAUAGCUACGCCAUGGUUGGAUACACCCUGUCGCUCCUCUUUGGAUUGGGAAGUUCCGUGGCCAAUCCCAUUUUGUAUACACUCCUGAACGAUAACUUCAAGGCGGCUCUCAAGGGUAUUAUGAGCAGCGUUCAAGCCAAUUGCCUCGCAUUUAGGCGCCUUUACAAGGAAAACCGGGCCACGAAAAGCCUUGUCACCGAAAGCGGGAUGAACACUCCCAAAAAUACGGAAAUCAUCGACAGCCCCGGCAGAAUCAAGUCUUUGAACGUGACAUCCACUCAGCUCGUCCAACUUUUACCGCCCAAAUCUGUGGACGAGAUUCACGCCAAACGAUAUCGAAGAGGGUCGAACAAGGGCACGGAAACCAGAUUAUGAAAUGCAGGCCAGGCCAUAAUCGAAUGAUUGUCCCUUCGUCAUCAUCGUUAUCAUCAUCUACCACUUCCUCGGCGAACGCAUACCUGAAUGGGUUAGAGCCAACAGCGAGUGGAACAUUGCUGGAAAUUGAUUGGCAUUUCCAGAAUCUACCUCCCGUUUAUUUUUUAAUACUUAGCCACCCUGACCCUCGCUACGCCGGUUUUAACACAGCUGUGCGCCAAGCCAUAAGCUGACCGACAUUUCUGGGCAAUUGCCAACAGAGGGCGCUGAAAUUGGAUGACCUUGCCUCUUUCAGCUCACUCCUCUUUCAAUUGCCUAGGGGAAAUCUCCAUUUACAUCCUAUGGCUUUUAUUACCAUACUAUGAAUUCAAGAUAUAAUGACUGCCCCAAUGCAAACCAACGAAUUGGAGAGUGUGAUAUUGCUAACUGGUACAGAUUUGAUAAUAUAGCAAAUAUUAAUUUUUGUUUUCAACCCGAACUUAUGAGCGGAAUGGCAACGCAUGAAUGAACGAAGUAAACAUUUCCCUUAUUCUUGUUAGACAAUGUUCUUUCCAGCCUCAAACAUCCCAUUCUCUGUCCCCUGCCUUGUCAGAUUUUAUUAGGUAUAAAAAGCAAAAAACGAGAAUCAAGGAAAGGCCUCUCACGAAAGGACAAAAGGUCGGAUGUGUCAUGUCAGUGAUCAUUCUGAGCCCAGAUUAUUGACAUGAUUGAUGAAUAAAGACACCUCCUCUUUCUCAUUCAA
This is a messenger RNA of Tigriopus californicus, 2341 nucleotides long. RefSeq names its product putative neuropeptide Y receptor 11. Gene Ontology annotation, molecular function: G protein-coupled receptor activity. The record is from RefSeq and is a predicted model, not a curated record. Gene Ontology annotation, cellular component: membrane. Gene Ontology annotation, biological process: G protein-coupled receptor signaling pathway. NCBI's taxonomy places the organism in Eukaryota, Metazoa, Arthropoda, Copepoda, Harpacticoida, Harpacticidae.